AAAAUAUUUUUAAACUCAAAUCAGACGACAUGGCGAUCUCUGCGGAAAGGCUGGACGAGCUCUUCGUGGAGGAAGUGAUUGAAGUGGGCAAGAUGAUUGUUAAAUUGCAGGCCAAGGAUCACAUCAUACCCAUCUGCAACCGCUGGCUUAACAUCUUCCAUCGGGCCUCGUCCGAGGAAAGAUUCGAGCGGAAUUGGCUGAUGCUGGAGCUGCACGCACAGCUGAACAGGAAGAGCAACAUUGGCUAUCCCUUUACGGAUCCCAGCAGCUAUCAAAUGAAGUUGAGCGCACUGAAAGAGCGCUGCGAGCACAGGCCAAAGUUCCAUUGCGAGUCUGUGGCCAUCAAAAAAGUGAGUGCCAUUUCGAUUAGCCAAGGAAACGUCGACAUUGAGGCGCGCAAUCAGCAAAUGUUGCAGCAAAAUGCUGCCUUAAGCAGCGAGCUGAAGGAGCUGCUAUUGAUGGAAGAAAAGCUGCAGCAGUCAAGGAAAAGCCUUAAGAAAAAGCACAAGGAAACGCUGGCUGAGGAAGGCGACAUGCAACUGCUCGCCGCCUCCGCCACCACAGCGCUCAAACUGCUGUCCACCAAAGCAGGUGCCAAAGCAAAGAGUCAAUUCUUUAAGACACUCUUCAGUCCGUUGUGUCCGGACGAGAAGGCUGUGGAACAAGUGGAGCAGCUUGACACGCUGUUCGAUGCGCUAUUGCGUGGUCGCAUCGUUGAUUACAAGCACCAGCAGCGCAGCCUGGUGGUGCAGCAGGUGGGCACGGAGUACGACAAGUUGUUGGCCAGUGCCAGGGAACAUUACGGCAACGUUAUGGAACGGCAACUGGCUGCGCAGGAGAAGGAGCUGGCGCUGACCAGCUUGCGGUAUUUGGAGGUGCUGCGCCAGCACUUUGUCAUGAAUUACACGGGAAACGACAGCACCAAGGAGGCGGUUCUGCAGUUCCUGCAGCAGAGCUGCCAGCAGAUGUCGGAGGUACUAUAA
Drosophila subobscura is the source of this 983-nucleotide messenger RNA. RefSeq lists its product as uncharacterized. NCBI's taxonomy places the organism in Eukaryota, Metazoa, Arthropoda, Insecta, Diptera, Drosophilidae. The record is from RefSeq and is a predicted model, not a curated record. The coding region runs from base 30 to 983 and encodes 317 amino acids. The transcript has a single exon.